UCACUCUAAUUUCACCAACUUUAACGUUUUUAACUUUAACAAAUCGAUCUGUUUGAGCUAGGGUUUGGAUUUCAUGUUUCUAUAAAUCUAAUAACACAAAAAAAUGUUGUAAUUUACGGAUUCAAUUUGGUAAACAUAACCAUAAAAUAUUCAAUAUAUAAGUGAAUUUUUAUUGUUUCAUGAAUUACAUAAAUGUGUCUAUGGAUAGGUCACCAACUAAAUAUGAUAAAGAAGCAAAGGGGUGAACGUUAUCAACAAAAAUAACAUGAUCAACCUUUGAUUUCAAGUAGAAAAACUCGUGUUUUUGGUAUUGUUACCCUGUAAACACCCUACAGACACUAGUUUCUAGAGAGUAAUUUAAGAUAUUCACCAAGUAUCUUACUUGUUAAGUAUGUUUCUUGCUAACCUGACAAGAUGGAGAGGAACACAAAUUUCUCAAUUCUCAAGCUCUCAGAUGGAGGAAGUUUGUCUCAACAGUCAGCCCCUGUUUGAUGAAAGCGAUGACUAUGAGGUUGACGAAGACUGUAGUGUAUUGGGACAGGAUAAUGAAACCGGAAAAAGAUAUUCAAGAAAGGAACCCCUCCAACCUACCAUUGGAUUGGAGUUUGAUUCUUUUGAUGAAGCUUAUAAUUUUUACAAUGUUUAUGCCAAGGAACAAGGAUUUGGUAUCAGAGUGGGCAAUUCCUGGUUCAGAUCAAAGAGAAAGGAAAGAUAUAGAGCUAAACUUAGCUGCAGUAGUGCAGGUUUUAAAAAAAAGAGUGAAGCAAACAAUCCACGGCCGGAAACAAGAACUGGUUGUCCUGCAAUGAUAGUCAUUAGGCUUGUGGACUCAAAAAAGUGGAGAAUAGUUGAAGUUGAGCUCGGGCACAACCAUCCGGUAAACCCUCAGAUCCAGCGGUUUUACAAGUCUCAUAAAAGAAUGAUUCUUGCAGCCAGAAAAGCACAACCACCACCAGAGCCUGUCACAGAAAUACACACCAUCAAGUUGUAUCGAACAGCUCUAGUGGAUGGGUGUAAUGGAUACUUAAAUGUUCAUGAAAGAGAAGGUUCUAAUUCUGUUGAUCACUCUAAACAUCUGGAACUUAAAGAAGGAGAUGCACAUGCAGUGUACAAUUACUUUUGUCGUAUGAAGUUGACCAAUCCAAACUUCUUUUACUUGAUGGAUUUUGACGAUGAUGGGCGCCUGAGGAAUGUUUUCUGGGCUGAUGCUAGAUCUAGGACUGCAUAUGGUUAUUUUUGUGAUACAGUUGCAAUUGACACGACAUGCUUGGCAAACAAAUUUGAGAUCCCUCUUAUUUCAUUUGUUGGUGUGAAUCACCAUGGGCAAUCAAUACUAUUGGGCUGUGGGUUUCUUGGCCAUGAGUCAGUAGAGUAUUUUGUCUGGAUUUUCAGGGCUUGGGUUAAAUGCAUGCAAGGUCGAACACCGCAGGUUAUUGUUACUGAUCAGUGUAAACCCUUGCAAAGUGCUGUGUCUGAGGUCUUCCCUGAAGCUCGUCAUUGUUACUGUCUGUGGUACAUCAUGCAAAAAGUACCAGAGAGGUUGGGAGGGUUGAAGGGAUUUGAAGCCAUCAAACAACAACUGAACAAAGCUGUCUAUAAUUCGUUGAAAAUAGCCGAGUUUGAAACUUCUUGGGCUGAAAUGAUCAGGCGGCAUGGACUUGGUGAUAACAAAUGGCUACAAACAUUAUAUGCAGAGCGACAACGAUGGGUCCCAGUUUAUUUGAAGGACAUAUCUUUCGCAGGAAUGAUCCCCAUCAAGGAAAAUGAGGGCUCCAAUUCUUUUUUCGAUGGCUAUGUGCAUAAACACACAUCGUUUAAGGAAUUUGUUGAUAAGUAUGAUCUAGUCCUGCACAGGAAACACCUUAAAGAAGCCAUGGCAGAUGCAGAGUCAAGAAACUCGAGCUUCGAAUUCAAAACAAGAUGCAACUUUGAGGUACAGCUCUCUAAAGUGUACACUAAGGAGAUGUUUAAAAAGUUUCAGUGUGAGGUCGAGGGGAUGUACUCUUGCUUCAACACAAGACAGGUGAGUGUUAAUGGGCCAAUAGUGACCUACAUAGUGAAAGAACGCCUCGAAGUAGAGGGAAAUGAGAAGGAGGUCAAGCAUUUUGAGGUUUUAUAUGAGACAAGCCAGGUGGAUAUCCGAUGUAUAUGCAGCUUGUUCAAUUACAAAGGUUAUUUAUGUAGGCAUGCACUGAAUGUUCUUAACUAUAAUGGGGUGGAAGAGAUACCUGCUCGCUACAUUCUGCGGCGUUGGAGUAAAACUUUUAAGCGAAUGUGUGUCCCAGAUCACGAGUCCACUAAUAUUGAUGUGUAUAACCCAAUUUACUGGCACAGUCAUCUGUAUAAAUGUGCCAUUCCUAUUGUGGAAGAAGGAGCACAAUUACCUGAUCAUUAUAAGAUUGCAUUACAAGAAUUAGAGGAUUUGUUGAACAAAUUAAAUCUUGUAGACAACUAGUGUAAAUUAUCAUGUAGAAGCUAGCAGGAAAAUUCAAGACUUUUCUACAAUCUCUCUCCCAAUGACAGCAUCCCUUUUCUU
Ricinus communis (castor bean) is the source of this 2536-nucleotide messenger RNA. Its product is annotated as protein FAR1-RELATED SEQUENCE 6-like. Gene Ontology annotation, biological process: regulation of DNA-templated transcription. The transcript has 3 exons. The coding region runs from base 392 to 2455 and encodes 687 amino acids. The record is from RefSeq and is a predicted model, not a curated record. NCBI's taxonomy places the organism in Eukaryota, Viridiplantae, Streptophyta, Magnoliopsida, Malpighiales, Euphorbiaceae. Gene Ontology annotation, molecular function: zinc ion binding.